Messenger RNA from Ctenopharyngodon idella (grass carp), 2775 nucleotides. It is a transcript of the gene tmem59l, whose product is annotated as transmembrane protein 59-like. The record is from RefSeq and is a predicted model, not a curated record. NCBI's taxonomy places the organism in Eukaryota, Metazoa, Chordata, Actinopteri, Cypriniformes, Xenocyprididae. The transcript is spliced from 8 exons. The coding region runs from base 142 to 1161 and encodes 339 amino acids.
GAGGAGUGACGACACGGCGCAUCAAAGGCACGAGAUCUCCGAGGCUGAUAGAGCCCGAACCGAAGCAGGAACGGCAGUGACAGGUCGAGACGCACCGAAGCCCGCAGACGCGCCAGUGCACCGAAUCCUGCGAAUAAAAAGAUGCUCCAGUUCGGCGGCAGGGUGCGCGGUGUUCCCGCGCUCGUCUCUAUGAUUCUGGUGGCGUUGGCCGCGGCAUCAUCUGAUCUGUUUGACAACCAACUGGGCGAUAUCAAUUACUGCAAAAAGCAAUGCCAGAUGUCCAUCAAAAACAAAAGCCCCGCCAAAGACUCCAUCAUGAAUGCCUGUCACCGUGGCUGUCGGCUCUACUCCAUCUGCCAGUUUGUGAAUGGAAAUACAGGCAUCAAUACCAGCAAGGAAGAGUGCCAGGGAGCAUGCCAGGAGGCCUACAGUAAACUUCUGGAGCAGGAGGCGUGCAGCACGGGGUGUGCCAGCCAACCCGCUGAGCCGGAGAUCAAACGGAGAAAGCUCAAGGCCCUGACCAACCGGCCCAAACCCGUCUCUGUAAUGGAUGCCGUGUCUAGCUGGUGCAAUGACAUCGUCAGUUCUGCCCAGAGCUUCAUUUCUUCUACCUGGACCUUCUACCUGCAGGCUGAUGAUGGGAAGGUCGUUGUGUUCCAGAGCCAGCCAGAGAUUGAGUACUCCUUGCCUGAGUUACAAGCCCCGCGCUCCAAUGUGGUUGACAAACCCUGGCCCCAAGUCAACUCCCACACACAGCGGCCACAUACUGGUGGGCGGUCACAUGGGGAGAGAAAUGCGGCAAAACCUGGGGUGAAAGGAAAGCAUGUUAGCCAACAUGCCGAGGACCCAGCUGCUGAGCACGACUUCCUAGGCUGCAUGUCAAGGCGCUCAGGACUGCCACGUUGGAUUUUAGCCGCGUGCCUCUUCUUGUCCAUCAUGGUGAUGCUGUGGCUGAGCUGUGCCAGUCUUGUCACGGCACCCGAGCAGCACGUCAAGACUCAGCUUAGCAUCAAUGGAGAUAAAGAGUUCAUGGAUGACACCCAGAAGGUGAACCCCUACCACUUGACACCAGUGAUCGCGAUGACAAUCAGCCAAUCGGAGGAGAGCAAGGAGGCGGGGCCGCUUCCGGUCAAGGUCGACCUCAGCAAAACAUCUCUUUAAAAGCACAGAAGAGGUCGAUACUUUUGACGACUAGGGUUUAACUCAUAUCCAGAGCUAUUUCUCGCAAUUUAAGGGAAAGUUGCAUCGUUUUUCUAAAAAAAAUAAUGCAUGACGCCAUUUAUUAUAUCGGUUACAACGUACGUCCUGUCUGAAUACUAGUCUCCUCACUGAAUUCGCCAAACCUCAUGGAAUCGUAGUAUAGGUGCUUGUUCACAUAAUGUACUAACACAUUUUUGACUAUAAUAUAUACAUACACUAGUAACGUUUGAGCUCAUGAACAACUUCACAGCAAGUUUCUUAUUGCUGUUGUGAUACGUUCUUAUCGAAUUCUUGAAAAACGCACUGUAUAAACACAGGGGCUCAGAUGGUAUAUUAUGCCACGACCUCAGAAGAAGAGCAGGGUUAUUUGUCAAGCUUUGGGGGCUUUACCCAGCAUUUAGAUACUACGAUGAACAUUUAGUUUUGCGAUGAAUACUUUCAAAGUGCCCCUCCCUGUUAUUAAUUAGCGCAGCAUUUAAACUGGAAGAUAAGCUUUGAAGGUGAUCCGUUGAAGAGUUGCACUCGUAGAUUCUCACUUUGAUGUAAAAUGAGUAAAAGAAAAAUCAAAUGCAGCCAAUUAGGGAAUGAUCUGGUUUCAUAACAACGUUUACAAAACAUGAACGCGUCCUUUGAACUGAUAUGUAAUCAAACUGACAAGGACUCUUAAUUAUUUUACAGAUUGUGAAUGCUGGUAGUUUGAAGAGUUAAAUUAGGAUUUUGUUCAAUUGUACAGUUAAUUUAAAUGGGUCUUUUUAGGCUUUAGGAUGUUUUGUACGCAGACAGGUAUUUUGAGGGCGAUUUUCAUUUGCAUAAUUAUGCAUCCAUACUAAGCCUGACUAAACUACUCCCAUUCAUGUCAAGAAAGCAUGAUGUGUAUUUAUUUAUUUAUUUAUGUAUUCAAAGCUUAAAGCAACAGCAUAUAACGCCUGUAGCUUUCAUCUCUCAUUUAGAUAGCUCAUCGAUUUUAUGAUGCGUAAUUGUAAAUUUAUUCCCAAUGUAAACUGUUGUAGAGAGGAAAACGCUUGCUGUUCAGACUGAAUGUGAAUUGUUGUAUUAUUCCAAUGGCUUUCCCCUUAUAUUCUCCAUCUCUGCCCGGCCUAUUGGGGAAACCGGUGGGGGGUGGAGUUGGGGGGGGGGGGGGGGGGGGGGCAGGGUUUUGAAUGCCUAGCACCAGGCUUUGACAAAUAUCUUUUGUAACUAGUCUGUAGAAUUGAGGAGCUUUCAUGGCACUAUUUGUCUUGUGCUGCUAUUUUUCCCCAUUUAAGCCCAGCCACAGUGCAUGCUAGUACGCUAUGAGACAUUGAAUAUAUCGUCCCAUCUAUUUUGGAAACAAACUGCUGUAUGCUUGUGAUCUUUGUGUUUUUGCUUAAUGUUUAGUAGGCAUUGUAAUUAUGACCAUAGAUUACUAAAAAGUCAAGAGGUGUGAUACCUUAAUAAGCCAUUUAAUAUCUACUGGUUCAUCAUUACUGUAUGAGAUACAAGUCAGUAAUAUCUUUUUUUUUCUCUCUUUUGAACAGUUUCCCAUACGAUACGCCAUAAUAUCGGACGAAUAAAGUGUUUUCAUGUUGUAAUUAA